GGAGAGUGGGAUUAUAAGUGUUGAAUAUAAAGGAAUACGUGUCAUUUAUAAUCACGUGUCAAGCUAGAAAGGUCUUACAUUCCGAAUACAUAACACGUUAUAUUGUCUUGUUUGGCGGUGUUUAUAACAAUAUUUUAUAUUCUGUGAGGAAACGUAAUAACAUUUAUCAAAGUAUUUUUGAAAGUUAUUGUUCAUUCAUAUAUUUGUAUAUAAAAUAUUUGUAGAUGUGAAAUGUGCCUUUCAAAGAACAUUUAUUGUAUUUAUGUAUUGUUUAUGUGCUAUUAAUGCGGUCAGCCUUGUCAGCUUUAUUAUAACACAAUUUAACAAAAUUCUCAUUUUUUAUAUAUUCAUAAUUUGUGCGUUAAGUCUAAAAAUGUCAUGUUUGAAAAGAAAUUUUUAUUUAAAAGCGUCAAUUAGUCGUAAAAAUCCAAACACUGUUGGAAUUCGUCAACGUCAAAAAAUUCGUAAAGAGAUAAAAAGAAAUUAUAUAAAGUUUACACAAUUAAAAAUGCCUGAACAAAAUAAAAAUGAUAUAAAAGUUUCAAUGGAAAAAGAGCAGCUUUGGAGUGAGAGUAAUCAUCAAGAGAAAAUAUCUAACACAUUAUGUUUUUCGUCUGUAAACGGAUCCUUUCAUCCAAAAGAAAUAUGUAUUCCGAUAUCGUCAUCACAUAUUAGUAAUACUCUAAAAAAUGAUAAUAUUCAUAUUAAUACAACCUCCUCCGAUAUUUUCGAAGAUAGUAACGUCAGUUUUACAAAUAACAAUAUUAGAAUUGACAACGAUGUAGAAUGUAUUAAACAGAAAUUGGCAAAAUGUUUUAUACAAUGUGAUUUAAAUCAUUGUCAAAUAGAAUCUAUAUUAUCUAUAUUAAGAAGUCAUAAAUGUUUAAUAAAUCUUCCAAAAACUGCGCGAACUUUGUUACAAACUGAAACAAAGCCUGUAACUCUUACAACAAUCGGUUCAGGUGUAUAUUUGCACAUAGGAUUUGAAAAAGCAGUUAAUAAUAUUUUACAAAAUAUUCCCUCAGAAUUAAUACCAAAUAAACUAUUUAUUGAUAUUAGUACAGAUGGUGCUUCAGAAGAUAAGAGUAGUAGAAUUCAAAUAUGGCCAUUACAAUGCAGAAUAGUUAAUAUUUGUCGAGAAAGACCUGAAACAAUAGGUAUAUAUCGUGGUAAGAAAAAACCAGACAAUGCCAUGGAAUUUUUUUCACAGUUUUUAAUUGAAUGCGAACAACUUAGGUCAAAAGGUGGAAUUUCUUUUAACAAUAAAAUUAUUCCAUGGGAAUUUCGAGCGUUCAUAGCAGAUGCUCCUGCACGAGCAUUAAUAUUAAAUCAUUACGGGCACAUGUCAUAUAAUCCGUGUUCAAAAUGUAAGAUCACUGGUGUUCUGUCUAAUAAAGGUCAUGUCAUUUUUCCAAACAUUGAUAAUGAGAAUCGUUCUGAUAAGGAAUAUCGGGAACGAAACGAUGAAGAUCAUCAUAAAGAUGGUGAUACACCUAUAGCUUCUCUUUUUCAAGAUAUUGUAGCACAAACUCCUUUUGAGUACAUGCAUUUGGUACUGUUAGGUAUAGUAAAGAAAACAUUAAGUGCUUUUGUCACUG
This is a messenger RNA of Linepithema humile (Argentine ant), 1598 nucleotides long. The record is from RefSeq and is a predicted model, not a curated record. NCBI's taxonomy places the organism in Eukaryota, Metazoa, Arthropoda, Insecta, Hymenoptera, Formicidae.